AUGAAGAUGCUAUUGAUGCUUCUGUGGUUGGAAUACUUGCCGACUCCAGAGAGGCAAGAGCUGGUAUUAGAGAGAUUCACUUCUUCCGGUUCAGUCCCAUCGACAUAUAUCGUUGGUAAUGGAGUCUCGCACCGAGUAAGCAAAGGGAGGCGCCAGAGCAGUUGCUAUCCCGAGGACGUGGAAGACAUGGCAGAAGGCGAUGUUUCAUCCAGAGCUGGAAACUUUGUUCUACCAAAUGUGUCUAGAGAGGUGAGUGACGUGUCAUCUUCAUCUGGACCAGUUAAACUGGCAGACCUGCAAAGGAUUAUGAACAACCUCUCUUCUGGUCCUGUAGGCCUAGCUAUAAGGGGAUAUCCUGAAGCAAAAGUUGAUCAUGCCAUUGCUGGAGAUGUAACCUGUCAUGAACGAUUGUCUUCGCAUUUACCUGAGGGUCACUGUACGGCAGAAGAUAUACUGGAGUUGUUACAGAGCCCUCCUAUGUAA
Molecule: messenger RNA, 483 nt
Organism: Eruca vesicaria subsp. sativa (arugula)
Lineage: Eukaryota; Viridiplantae; Streptophyta; Magnoliopsida; Brassicales; Brassicaceae
Source: the annotation of a GenBank genome assembly